AUGAAGAAGCUCGGCCACGAGGACGGGGUCGAUAUCGUCAAGGUGGACAUCGAGGGCGGGGAGUUUGAGGUGAUACGCGGGUGGGAAGAGCGCUACGGCGCGGACGGCCCGCCGACGUGCCAGCUUCUGAUCGAGUGGCACGAGCGAUUCUUGACCGGCGUCGGCGCCGCAUCCGCCGCGAGAAGAGACGCGGAGGCGGCGCUGCUUCGGAUGGGGUUCACGCCGCUCCACUGCUGGGAGGGCAUCCAGGAGUGCGUGUACUGGCACUGCGCGCGUUGCGCCGAGAGAGGCGAGGCUCGUGACGUCGACGACGUACAGUAA
Molecule: messenger RNA, 321 nt
Organism: Micromonas pusilla CCMP1545
Lineage: Eukaryota; Viridiplantae; Chlorophyta; Mamiellophyceae; Mamiellales; Mamiellaceae
Exons: 1
Coding region: 1-321 (106 amino acids)
Source: RefSeq, a predicted model, not a curated record